Messenger RNA from Ictalurus punctatus (channel catfish), 4704 nucleotides. RefSeq names its product cysteine-rich secretory protein LCCL domain containing 1a (gene crispld1a). NCBI's taxonomy places the organism in Eukaryota, Metazoa, Chordata, Actinopteri, Siluriformes, Ictaluridae. The transcript has 15 exons. The record is from RefSeq and is a predicted model, not a curated record. Bases 327 to 1802 code for a protein of 491 amino acids. Gene Ontology annotation, cellular component: extracellular region.
CUAAGUCCAGCUAAACUCUGAAUGGGUUGGAUAUAGAGGUGUGUUUUCCACGCGAUAUUCGACACCAGAAGCUGAAUUCAGCAUAAAUCCAAACCCGGUGCAGAGCUGCAUUAGUGAACCAGAGGAGACCGAAGAGAAGUUCAUUCACAUCUUGGAUGUAGAGUUUAAGAGCACGUUGCUCUCAGGAAGCUUGUUAGUCACUCCGAUCUCACAUAGGAGCUGAAUGAGCGCUUUUAAGCUGCCGGAGAAGAUCCGAGGAGAUCCCACACACACCGAGACGCUGUUCUCCAAAGUUCCAUCUCCCGAAGGUCAAAGGUCACGUCACCAUGAGUCGCACAUGGCUAAGAGGACUUACUCUGGUUUUUUUAUCCCAGAGCGCUUUCUCCAUGACUCUCUUUAACGCCACGGAGCUGAGCUCUCUGUUGGAAAAAUAUGCUGAUGAAAACGUAGCAAAACCGAGAGGGAAGCGGGCAAUCAGCGCCAUCGAUAAACAAGCCAUCCUGGACCUGCACAACAAACUCCGAGGUCAAGUUUAUCCACCAGCGUCCGAUAUGGAAUACAUGGUUUGGGAUACUGAAUUGGAGAGAUCUGCUGAAGAAUGGGCUGAGACAUGUUUAUGGGAACACGGACCAGAAGGCUUGCUUAAUUACAUCGGCCAGAACCUAGGAGUUCAUUGGGGAAGGUAUCGCCCUCCUACAUCUCAUGUUCAGGCCUGGUACGAUGAAGUUAAAGAUUAUUCCUUCCCAUAUCCUCAAGAGUGUAAUCCUUAUUGCCCAUUCAGAUGUUCAGGGCCGGUGUGUGCUCACUACACACAGCUUGUCUGGGCAACCAGCAGUCGAAUCGGUUGUGCCAUUAACGUGUGCUAUAAUAUGAACGUCUGGGGACAAAUCUGGACGAAGGCUGUUUAUUUGGUCUGCAAUUACUCACCAAAAGGGAACUGGUGGGGAAGUGCUCCAUAUAGACACGGUACACCAUGCUCAGCAUGUCCACCCAGCUAUGGAGGAGGAUGUAAAGACAAUCUGUGCUAUAAAGAUGACAAUCAAUACUAUUACGAGGAGACGGAGGAAGACAACAUCAUCGAACCUGAAGCACCGAUCACGACAAGACGCCCCGACACACACUCACACACACACAGCAUCACUGUUCUGAGCACCGAACAGAUGUCACAACUCGUAACAUGUGACACGAAACUUCGAGACCAGUGUAAAGGCACGACAUGUAACAGGUAUGAAUGUCCAGCCGGAUGUUUGGACAGCCCUGCAAAAGUGAUCGGGACUGUGUAUUACGAAAUGCACUCGAGCAUCUGCAGAGCCGGUCUUCAUUACGGAGUGAUCGAUAACAAUGGCGGCUGGAUGGACGUCACAAGAAUGGGCAGGCAGGAGUUUUUCAUCAAAUCAUACAAAAAUGGAGUCCAGUCUCUCGGGAAAUAUCAGAGUGCCAACUCCUUCACUGUGUCCAAAGUGUCCAUACAAGUUAUUACAUGUGAGACUACAGCGUCUACAUUGUGCCGCUAUGAAAGCCCUGUUAAACACUGUCCCAGAAUCUACUGUCCGCAAAACUGUCUGCAAGAACACCCUCAAGUCUCCAGAGUCAUCGGGACCAGAGUCUAUUCAGAUAAAUCCAGUAUCUGCAGAUCAGCAAUUCACGCCGGCGUGAUAAAGAGCGAACAGGGCGGCUACAUUGACGUGAUGCCAGUGGAAAACAGGCUGUACUAUUCCGGCUCGUAUCAAAACACCGUUUCGUCUGAGAGCAUGCAGAACCCUCCAGGAGGAAAAGCGUUCCGAGUGUUUGCGGUCAUUUGAGCGCAUCCCGAACUCUAAUCACUUUUUUUUUCUUCUUCUGGUGGUUGUUUACACGAGCGAUUACUUAGCUAAGUACAGUCAGAAGGUGGAGAAGAAUGAGGAGAUCUGUACAUAUUUGCUAUUUUUUGUUCAGUCCGUUUCGCGGAAGUUGUGUGCAUUGUUUUGUCUUUGUGAUGUUCUCAUCCUGAAUCUGAAGCAUUUAAUUAGAGGACGAUACAGGGAAUAUAAUAUCCAAAAGGUCCAAAAUUCUGUGUAUGCUACUAGAAUGGUUUUCUCAUGUUACUUCACAAAAAAAAAAAAAAAAAAAAAAAAAAAAAAUUCCAGAUCACUGGGUUCUUGUUGGCUAAAAGGCAAAACAUAUCAAGUUUUAAUGCGUUCAUAUUCAGAUGUACUCCAAUUUCACACAGAUGUAUUGUUUGCGAUGUAUUAUCAUUAUUAAUAAUAAUAAUAAUAACUAUCAGUUACCAAAUACCGUAUUAAAAUACAUAAGCUGUGUGUAAUACGUAGCUGAUGAAUUAUUUGGUAGUGCACUCAGACUUUUGGACCUCACUUUAUAUAACAUCAAGUCACGUAAAGCAUUAUUCUUCUUUGCGGAGGUUAGUACUUGCUCCCAUUGAGAAAAUGAGACAUGAAAAGUAAAUCCCUCUACAGUUGAGCAAUAUGUUUGACAUAUUGGGCCGUAUUUACAGUCGGUGACUUAUAGAUGAAUUUUUCUCGCGAAAAUCUGUAAGGAAGUUAAUUUUUCAAUAAUGUCCAUAAAAAACUCCAUAAAAAAUUCCAUUUCCAUAAAAAAACUUUUUGGCCUAAUACACUAAACAACAGAAAAUGCUCAUUUUUUUUAUAUAUAUAUAUAUAUAUAUCAAUUACAAUAUGAUACAUCAAAUUAAGAUACAGUUUAAAAAAAUGUAUAUUAAUUGGAUAAUAUAUGUACCAUAAGAAGGCAAAAAAAAUUCAAUAAACAACCGAUAGUGGCAUAAUAUAGUCCUUUGAACAGUUUGGCUUAAUUUAGCCUGGGUUCAUUACCUGGUGGCCAAACUAUAAAAUAUCCCUCUGAAACCACAAGACUAUACUGCAAAUACUGACACACUACUAAAAUGUUAAAUAAGCAGUCCCAAUUGCAAAAGUAAUAUUUUUCUACUUGAGUAGAAGUAUGGAUGGGUAGUGUAAAAAAACAAAAAAACAAAAAAAAAAACAAAGAAAAACACUCAAUUAAAAGUACAAGUUUGGUGAAUCUACUUUAGUAAACGUCAAAAAAAAAAAAGUAUCAAUACUUAAAUAUACUCAAGUAUUAAUCAAAAUUGGGAACCCAGAUAUGAAUUUAUAACUAAUUAAUAUUCCUGCUCUGUUGGUAUACAGAAAAUAUAUCUGUUGAAUACAAGUCUGGCAUUAAAAAUAAAAAAAUAAUUUAAAAAAAAAAAAAAAAAACCUAGCUAGGAUGUGUACUAAACUGUACUAAACUCUAAAACUUUAUUUUUUAGAUUUGUUGGCAAAUUGCCUUUACUCAAUAAAUAGCAAAGUCGUGUGCAGUUUCAUUUUGACGUUGAAGUGAAUUUGAUUUUAAAAUGCGAUAGCAGCUAAGCACGAGAAAAUUAGACUAAACUAAAUCAUGGCAUUAAAGGUCAAAAUGAAAUGUAAGGAUUAAAACGUUUUGGGGGGGUUUUCAAGUAUUAUUCAUCAAUAAUAGUGGCAAAAAAUAUAUAAUUUUUUUUUUUUUUUUUAAAUUUAAUUAAAUUAAAACAAAAAAAAAAUUUAAAAAAUCUUUCCAAAUAGCACUUACAGUAACAACGUACAAUUACUCAAGUAUUUCCCCCCCCUGUCCGGUUCUCUCUAUGAAAGGUACUAUUUAAACAAUGUAAAGAAAGUGAGAAAAGUGUGAACGAUUUAUACAUUUUUUUUUUUUUUUUACUUCAUAGUGUCAUAUAUGUGCCUGUACAUUACUCAAAACACCAAUUUCAAUAUGAAACGUUGUAUAACAAAUAGCAGGAAAGUGGCAUAGGACAUAAUAACAACCUUGGCUGGAGUAGAUAACUAUACAUAUGCUAUACUUUACAACCACCUGUCCAGGCAGGGAUUACGCCUAUCGUUAAUUCCAAAUGUGCCCAAUUUCCAUAUGAACACCUCACUAUCACAUCAUGCUCUUAACUCUCAACUCUGAAUAUUAAUCAAGCAUAUGUAAUAAUAUCUGCUUAUACUGUUUUAAUAUGCGGUCCAGUUUGCAGUCCUUUUGAUCUCCUGCUUUGGUAAAAGUCUAAAUUGUAGCUAUCUGAUGAAACAACGUUCUCAAUUAUCCACAAGGGGACGCAUACCUUUGAGGAUUUUCCGUUCGACUGUACUGUGAUCUCCUUCUUUUGUAAAAGUCUGAAUUCUAGCUAUCUGAUGAGAUAAUAUUCUCACUUAUCCACAAGGGGACACACCUCUGAGGAUUUUCUGUUAGAGAUUGUACUAUGGAGGAAGUCAGCUGUGACGUCCCCCGAUUAUGGCACAUGUUUAGGACAUACGUUCUCAAAAAAAAAACAAAAAAAAACAAAAAAAAAAGGGUUUUUUUUUUUUUUUUGGUCAUUGUUUAUGUAUUUUUAUAUCUCCGUACAGCUGCUAAGUAUUUGUUUUUUCUUUCUACCUGAGGUAUUGUAAAUUAGAAUAAUGAUUAUAUUCCUGCAGAGCAGGAAACUAUAUUUCAAUAAUUUUCAUAAGAAAAAAAAAAAUACAAUAUUGUACUUUAAUGCCAUUAAACAUUAUGUAAAUAUUCUUUGUUUCUAUAGUUGCACACAAGUUAGAAAUAUAAUUUAACUUAGUAGGUAACAAAUAAUGCUGUCUGGUAUUUGGUAUUUAGGCUUGAUGCUAUUUCUGUACACGAUAUGUUCUUUUCUGACAUUGUUUUCAGAACAAGACUUUAUUAAUCCCA